Molecule: messenger RNA, 1125 nt
Organism: Venustampulla echinocandica
Lineage: Eukaryota; Fungi; Ascomycota; Leotiomycetes; Helotiales; Pleuroascaceae
Product: GroES-like protein
Exons: 2
Coding region: 1-1125 (374 amino acids)
Biological process (GO): D-sorbitol catabolic process
Molecular function (GO): L-iditol 2-dehydrogenase (NAD+) activity
Source: RefSeq, a predicted model, not a curated record
AUGGCUCCAUCAGCAAUAGAUAUCGCCCAUUCAACAAUGGAGAAGCCAACUAAGAAGAACAUUGGGGUUUAUACAAAUCCAGGGCAUGACUUAUGGGUCGCAGAGGCUCAACCAUCCCUUGAAGCCAUCGAGAAGGGAGAUAGCUUAAAACCCGGAGAGGUGACCGUUGGCAUCAAGAGCACCGGCAUUUGCGGUUCCGAUGUACACUUCUGGCACGCUGGAUGCAUAGGACCUAUGAUCGUCACCGACACUCAUAUUCUUGGGCACGAAUCUGCAGGAGUGAUAUUGGCUACUCAUCCUUCUGUAGAACAUCUUAAGGUCGGAGAUCGCGUGGCAAUUGAACCCAAUGUCAUCUGUGGCGAAUGCGAGCCUUGUCUUACGGGCAGAUACAAUGGAUGUGACAAAGUCCAGUUUCUGUCGACUCCUCCUGUCCCUGGACUCCUACGCAGAUAUGUCAACCAUCCAGCAGUCUGGUGCCAUAAGAUCGGAGAUAUGUCCUUCGAAGACGGUGCUAUGUUAGAGCCACUGAGUGUAUCACUCGCCUGUAUGCAGAGAGCUGGCGUACGGUUGGGAGACCCAGUCCUCAUCUGCGGUGCAGGUCCUAUUGGUCUCAUUACACUGCUCUGCUGCCAGGCUGCCGGUGCAUGCCCUCUUGUUAUUACCGAUAUUGACGAGGGAAGGCUGGCGUUCGCAAAGAAGAUUGUGCCCUCAGUGGUGACCUACAAGGUGGAGAGGAUGGCGGGUGAGGAGGCUGGCAAGGCCAUUGUAGCUGCAUUCGGGGGUAUUGAGCCCGCAGUCGCUCUCGAGUGCACAGGAGUGGAGAGUAGUAUUUCGUCUGCAAUUUGGGCUAUGAAGUUCGGCGGAAAGGUCUUCGUGGUAGGCGUUGGGAAGAACGAAAUGAAUAUUCCGUUCAUGCGGCUGAGUGUUCGCGAGAUCGACCUACAAUUCCAGUACCGAUACUGCAAUACCUGGCCUAGGGCGAUCCGAUUGGUCCAGAGCGGUUUAAUUGAUAUGAAGAAGCUGGUUACGCACCGUUUCCAGUUGGAGGAUGCUGUGAAGGCUUUCGAAACUGCAGCGGAUCCCAAGACUGGCGCCAUCAAGGUGCAAAUAAAGAGUGAGGACUGA